Molecule: messenger RNA, 1650 nt
Organism: Prionailurus viverrinus (fishing cat)
Lineage: Eukaryota; Metazoa; Chordata; Mammalia; Carnivora; Felidae
Gene: DMRTB1
Product: DMRT like family B with proline rich C-terminal 1
Exons: 5
Coding region: 46-1182 (378 amino acids)
Biological process (GO): sex differentiation; germ cell development; regulation of transcription by RNA polymerase II
Cellular component (GO): nucleus
Molecular function (GO): DNA-binding transcription factor activity, RNA polymerase II-specific; RNA polymerase II cis-regulatory region sequence-specific DNA binding
Source: RefSeq, a predicted model, not a curated record
CCUUGCCGCACUCGCUCUGCAGCUCCCAGAGGUGGCGGUUGUGCUAUGAAGGAAGACCCUGCCAAGCUGGCCGACAAGAUGCUGCGCACCCCCAAGUGCUCCAGGUGCCGGAACCAUGGCUUUCUGGUGCCGGUCAAGGGCCAUGCGGGCAAGUGCCGCUGGAAGCAGUGCACCUGCGAGAAGUGCUACCUGAUCACCGAGCGCCAGAAGAUCAUGGCUGCGCAGAAGGUGCUCAAGAAGCAGGCCUCCGAGGAGGAGCAGGACGGGGCCCUCGUCGCGCAGGGCCCGGAGCUGUUGACAGGGGCCGCGGCCGCGGCCGCAGCCCUGGGCGCAAGCCUCCGCCAGCUGCCUCUGCUGACCGCUUCGGGAGACUGGGAGCCAGGCCCCGAGGGCCGCGUGGCCGCCGGCUUCCCAGAGAGGCCCCCACGGGGCCCGAGCCCCGGCCCGAGCGCCUUCCAGCCAGUUCUGGGCGGCCACGGCCGCGGCCGCGGCCACGUGGGGCCGAGCGGCGAUCGAGCCGCCGUGGCCAUGCCCGGUUCGGUGGGGCCCCAGCUUGGGAUGGAGGUAGCAGGCAGGGGGUGCCCUGACCGCCUGGGGCUGCGCAGUCCGUUGCAGCCCCUGCCCAGCCCGCCGUUCGACUUCGGGCUCCCUCUGAACAUCAGCUCAGAUCAUGUGGUGGGGCCUGAGCACCUGGAGAGACGGCCUUCCAAGCUGUACCCCAGCUGCUCCAACAUGCAUUCCUAUUGUGCAUUCCCGCUGGGCUACCAGGACGGAUCCCCGCCUCCGGGGAUCCCCCUGCAGCGGGGCUUCCGGCAUGUGUCCUGCAGCCCCUACCAUGGAGGAAGCUUGGUGUCGGAGUCGGUGGGAGACUUCCAGCCAAGCUACUACCCGCCGCCUCCGCCUCCGCAGCAGCCUCAGUUCCUCCCGCCCGGCUUCCUGUCUGCGCUCCACUUCCUCCCACCGCUGCCGCUGCCACCGCCGCCGCCACCAGCAUCUUUCUCUCUUGCUGUCCUGUCUGACACAGACAAGGAGACCACUGAAGACCAGGAUGUGAAGGUGCCAGCACCGGCGCCGGAGGAGCCGCCCGAGGUGCCGCCCGAGGUGCCGCCCGAGAAGAAGGAGGAGGGGGAGGAACCACCGCCUGAGCCCAGCCAGCCGCCCUCUCAGGAGCAGUCCGACUAGGCCGGGUUCCAGGACAGGAGGCACAUCUAUUUCAGCCUUCUGCUUCUGCCUCUGCUUGGUCCCAGCUGGGGGCACAGACACCAAGCUUCCAGCACAUCCAGGUGGCUGGUGGGAGCAGCGGGGGCCCAGGGCGUUGACGGCAGGUUCUGCAGCGUCCUUCCUUGCUGCUCGGGCUCCCGAGGGCUGCCUGGCCACUGCCCCGCGCCCCUUCUCCAAUGGGCUUUACUGAGCAUUCUGACCACCGGGGCUCCCAUCCAUAAAGUUUAAGCCAUUAUAGGCAUCAUUUCUGGUUUAAAAAAAUCUAUUAAAGUUUGAUUAUUUGAUAUUUUUAUAGUGAUUGCCAACUUUAAAAAGUAGGCUGUUUGUAAGCACUGAUACAGUUCUCAGACAAUAGAAUGGUGCUUCUAAAUCAUCUGUGGUAUCCGUUCCUUCUCUGGGGACAGCUGACUGUUGAAAUAAAAUGAGCAU